This is a messenger RNA of Humulus lupulus (European hop), 1679 nucleotides long. Its product is annotated as elongation factor 1-alpha. The record is from RefSeq and is a predicted model, not a curated record. NCBI's taxonomy places the organism in Eukaryota, Viridiplantae, Streptophyta, Magnoliopsida, Rosales, Cannabaceae. Gene Ontology annotation, biological process: translational elongation; translation. The transcript has 2 exons. Bases 53 to 1396 code for a protein of 447 amino acids. Gene Ontology annotation, molecular function: GTP binding; GTPase activity; translation elongation factor activity.
AGUUAUUUAUUUAUUUUUAUUUGGUUUUAGGUAUUUUCUGCAGCAACUUAGAAUGGGAAAAGAAAAGGUUCACAUCAACAUCGUGGUCAUUGGCCAUGUCGACUCAGGAAAGUCGACCACCACUGGUCAUUUGAUCUACAAGCUUGGAGGUAUUGACAAGCGUGUCAUUGAGAGGUUCGAGAAGGAGGCUGCUGAGAUGAACAAAAGGUCAUUCAAGUAUGCCUGGGUAUUGGACAAGCUCAAGGCUGAGCGUGAGCGUGGUAUUACCAUUGAUAUUGCCUUGUGGAAGUUCGAGACCACCAAGUACUACUGCACUGUCAUUGAUGCCCCAGGACAUCGUGACUUUAUCAAGAACAUGAUUACUGGUACCUCUCAAGCCGACUGUGCUGUCCUCAUUAUUGACUCCACCACCGGAGGUUUUGAGGCUGGUAUUUCCAAGGAUGGGCAGACCCGUGAGCACGCAUUGCUGGCUUUCACUCUUGGUGUGAAGCAGAUGAUUUGCUGCUGCAACAAGAUGGAUGCCACUACCCCCAAGUAUUCUAAGGCUAGGUACGAUGAAAUUGUUAAGGAGGUUUCAUCUUACUUGAAGAAGGUUGGUUACAACCCAGACAAAAUUGCAUUUGUCCCAAUCUCUGGUUUUGAGGGUGACAACAUGAUUGAGAGGUCUACCAACCUUGACUGGUACAAGGGACCAACCCUUCUUGAGGCUCUUGACCAAAUCAAUGAGCCCAAGAGGCCCACAGACAAGCCCCUUCGUCUCCCACUUCAGGAUGUGUACAAGAUAGGCGGUAUUGGAACUGUGCCCGUCGGACGUGUUGAGACUGGUGUUAUCAAGCCUGGUAUGGUUGUGACCUUUGGCCCCACUGGUCUGACUACUGAAGUUAAGUCUGUUGAGAUGCACCAUGAAGCUCUUCUAGAGGCUCUUCCAGGUGACAAUGUUGGAUUCAAUGUUAAGAAUGUUGCUGUCAAGGAUCUUAAGAGAGGUUUUGUUGCCUCCAACUCCAAGGAUGACCCUGCUAAGGAAGCUGCCAACUUCACAUCCCAGGUCAUCAUCAUGAACCACCCUGGUCAGAUUGGAAACGGUUAUGCUCCAGUGCUGGAUUGCCACACCUCUCACAUUGCUGUUAAGUUUGCUGAGCUUGUUACCAAGAUUGACAGGCGUUCUGGUAAGGAGCUUGAGAAGGAGCCCAAGUUUUUGAAGAACGGUGAUGCUGGUAUUAUUAAGAUGAUUCCCACCAAGCCCAUGGUUGUGGAGACUUUCUCUGAGUACCCUCCUCUUGGUCGUUUUGCCGUGAGGGACAUGCGUCAGACCGUUGCUGUCGGAGUCAUCAAGGCUGUUGAGAAGAAGGACCCAUCAGGCGCCAAGGUCACCAAGUCUGCUGUCAAGAAGAAGUGAAGUGUUGUUUAGGAGUUUUUAUAGUUAGGCUAGUUUUGUCUCUGGUCUUUGCCUUUCGAUUUUGUUUUGCUUUAAUAUGCGGACAAUUAUAUGGGUUUGCAUUGCAGUGAGUUGAGCAACAGAUGCCUUUCUGUUUGCUUGGCAAGCUUUUGAUGUGAGCUUUCGUUUUUAAUUAUCGUUUUUUGCUUUAAUAUCAUUGAGAAUGAGUUGUCUAGUUGAUUGUCGAUGAACAACUACAUUUAAAUUUUUAAAUGUUAUUUUUUCUCAGCUUUUGUUUUUUUAA